Penicillium nucicola is the source of this 1830-nucleotide messenger RNA. RefSeq names its product WD40 repeat domain-containing protein. The coding region runs from base 1 to 1830 and encodes 609 amino acids. Gene Ontology annotation, cellular component: anaphase-promoting complex. Gene Ontology annotation, molecular function: anaphase-promoting complex binding; protein binding; ubiquitin ligase activator activity. Gene Ontology annotation, biological process: anaphase-promoting complex-dependent catabolic process; positive regulation of ubiquitin protein ligase activity; positive regulation of anaphase-promoting complex-dependent catabolic process. The record is from RefSeq and is a predicted model, not a curated record. NCBI's taxonomy places the organism in Eukaryota, Fungi, Ascomycota, Eurotiomycetes, Eurotiales, Aspergillaceae. The transcript has 2 exons.
AUGUGUGAGGAAGAGGAAAAGCAUGAGUCAAGGCUUGCGCUUGCAUUGGAUAUUGACCCAGCCACCAGAUUGCUUCGCACUUUCCUACCUUGUCUCGAGGCUCAACCAAGUCCAGCAUCUCCACAUUACGAACGGCUCUCUCCGUUUGUUUGGAAGGACAGUGCAUGGAAGAAAGUGGAAAGGCAACAUUGGCCUACAGUCCUUGACAAAAAAGAGCUUGUUCCACCAAAGCCCUUCCGCAUACUGGAUGCUCCGUUUCUUCGAGAUGACUUCUAUUGCAGCACACUGGCAUACUCUUUCACUUCCGGCAUCCUGGCAGUAGGCCUUGGACAUCGGGUCUUUCUUUGGUCCGAGGGCCGAGAGAUGGAUAAUCCGCCCUUCCGACCCCUGCACCGCUCAAACUAUGUAACCUCUUUGUCUUUUUCGUCCGAUAUUGGUGGAAGAAGCAUCCUUGCGGUAGCUCGUCGAUCUGGCCAAAUUUCGUUGUGGAGCACUUUUGAGGCGGAUGUUCGAUUCGAGAUCAGCCACCCUAAUAGCAUUUCAUGUGUGGCAUUCAAGCAAAGGACAUUUCGAAGAAACUCAGAGCGAUCCACCCAGAGGAAAGUUGAAACCGAAGGGCUAGCCGCUGGUGAUGACUUUGGUAAUGUUUGGUACUACUCGGUAGAGUGGCCUGACACCAAGGAUCGAGAAGAAUGGAACUGGAAUGGAUCCAUGACUUUGCUUGCCAAAAUCUGUGCUCAUACGCAGCAGAUCUGUGGACUUGCCUGGUCACCAGAUGAUAAAUACCUCGCCACUGGCGGCAAUGACAAUGCCUGUCUCUUGUUUGAAAUGAGCGAGAUUGUCCCAGUACAGCCUUUGGACACAGACUUACCCACGACACCGCCUGAUUCGCCGACUCAGUUCAGCCUGGGUGCCUUCCCUUAUCUUGCCCUGGGUACAGCAACGAGACGACUGUUCCAUAGACGAACUGCUCUCGAUCACUUUCUCCCAUCAUGGGUCCAACCUCCCCCUAUCAAGCCUCCGGCCAAACCUCCACUCUUGAGCAACGCCGGAACACUGAUAUCUGGAAAUGGACGAACCAUUUUGGUCCCUUUCAAUCGCCAAAAGCAUCGACUAAUGCAUUCCGCGGCCGUCAAAGCAAUUGCAUUUGCACCAUGGCAGCCAUCUCUUCUCGCCACCGGAGGAGGUACAAAUGAUCGCGCCAUCCACUUCUAUCACACCCGUAGCGGAGCGUGUCUAGCGACCAUCAAUGUAUUUGCCCAAGUUACCAGUUUGAUCUGGAGUCAAACCCGACGUGAGAUCGCUGCUACGUUUGGCUACUCCCAACCCGAUCACCCGUUCCGAAUCGCUGUCUUUGCCUGGCCCAGUUGCGCACAGGUAGCUGUCAUUCCAUGGGGCCCUUAUGGAGCCAGUUGGAAUGGACCUGAUCCACCUCCCAACAUCGAUUGUGGACGAGCUCUGUGGGCAGUGCAAUACCCAGGAAGACUUCAUUCUCCACUGGAUUUCCCCUAUGGCAGACAAAACAGCUGUUCUUCCUCGCGGUCGCCUUCAUUGAGUCGGUCACGAUCUCCGACCCGAAGUCGAGGUCGCCGACGCAGAUUUGAGCCCCGGGUAGUGAGCCCGAAGGAGAAAGAGGGUGGAAUCUGGUGCACGCGAACCAUGGAAGAGGGAUGUAUCAUUGUGGCCUCUAGUGAUCAAACCGUCAAGUUUCACGAGGUCUGGACCGGAAGCAAGAUCCGCACUGGCUCUGCUUGUGGCCCUUUUGGGGGCAGUGAUAUCCUUGAGGGUAUGGAGGGUAUUGAGAAGUCUGGUGGGGAAGUCAUUCGCUAG